Messenger RNA from Dermacentor andersoni, 4808 nucleotides. RefSeq lists its product as uncharacterized. The record is from RefSeq and is a predicted model, not a curated record. NCBI's taxonomy places the organism in Eukaryota, Metazoa, Arthropoda, Arachnida, Ixodida, Ixodidae. Gene Ontology annotation, molecular function: ATP binding; ATP hydrolysis activity.
CGUGCUAGUGUUUACGUUUAAUAGCCGCGCUGGCCGCACGCCCGUCUUCCGUAGCUGUGAGUUACUACGCGGUUGCAUGUAAUGAAGAAAUGAUGAUAUUAACGUACGGUGGCAGUGAAGAUCGUCUCACAGGAUCGCAGAUCUGUGAGGUUCCCGUUGCACUCUUACUUUUGAAAAACUGUAUGCCGCGGUCGCUCGCCAGAGUGUCUGUGCUUGGAAAAGCAUACUUGUGCGUCGUAUACCCGCAUCGUUACACAAGUGACGUUGUCUACGUCGACAGAACAGUGGAACUCCCAAUUAAUAGCAGCGUUACUACAGACAACACUGUCCACGUGGAACUCCUCGGCAAAAGCCAGCCUGCCGACAGCGCUGUUGUCACGAUCGUGCUUCAGUCUGCUCAUGACUUCAUCAAGUGGCAUGGCAUCCGUAGUGAAAGAUUUUCCCAUUGGCUGUCCCGAAUUUUAAGGAAAUAUUACGUGAAAAGCGGGUCGACAUUUGUUUGCCCUUCUAAUCGACCCCUCUCGCGAUUAUGUGCGGUGCAUGCGAUCGUCCUCGACCAAGUCUCGCCGUCGGCUGACGCCUGCAGAAUGACUAGUAACACUAAACUAACGAUUGCACGGGUCACCUACAAUUCUGAUGUGAUCAAUCGCAUGCUAUUCUCAGACAUCUGGGAGCAGACGCUGCGAGAACCGACGGCACUACUUGGGAAGUUGUGCAUGUUUCCACAUAAAUAUCCCAAGACCCUCGAGGCGGUCGGGUUGCGACUGCACCGAGGAAUUCUCCUAACGGGACCUCCGAGCACUGGUAAGACUAGCGUCGUUCGGCAUGUGGCUCGGAAGUGCGGCGCUCACUUGUUGACCGUCAAAGGUCCAGAGCUAUGUCGUUCGGCUCCUGGAGAAAGCGAAGCGCUGCUUCGAUCCAUCUUUUUGGAAGCUGCGACGCUCAGCGAAGUACUGCCGUGCAUCGUGCUAAUAGAGGACGUGGACCUCCUGUGCGUCAGGAGAGGUUCAACAUCAUCGCACCAUACCAACAGGCUGGUCACACAAUUGCUCACCCUUAUGGAUGGCAUGGAAGAUAGGAGGCGCGUUUUCGUUGUCGCCACGACGACACGUCCGAAUAACAUCGACCCGGCCAUGCGGCGGCCGGGACGCUUUGACAAGGAGUUGUUGAUUGGUGCUUUGUCAACUCAAGAGAGAACUGAUGUAAUGAGGACAGUUGGAAGCCAAUUAGGCUUUGACUUGAGCCAUCUUGUGCUGCCAACAGCUGGCUUUGUCCUUGGAGACAUGAUGACUCUUCUUCGAGAGUCUCUCAUGGCUGCCAUGAAGCGAACUCCUUCAAGUGACAAUGAAGCACUUGUUACAAGCGAAGACUUCCAAGUGGCUCUUCAAACAGUUCAGUCCAACUUAAAUAGUCGUCUUGAGUUUGCAGUUGAAGUAGUCCCUCGAUUUUCUUGGAAACAACUUGGGGGAAUUGGAUACAUAAGAAAGAAACUUCAAACUGCUCUGGAGGGUCCUUUGCUGAAUCCAGCAGCCUUUGGGCGGCUUGGAGUGUCCCAGCCAAGAGGUGUACUGUUAGUAGGACCUCAUGGAUGUGGCAAGACUGCCAUUGCUCUUGCAGCAGCCAGUAGCUGUCCAGGCUUCACACUCUUUUCCUUGGGAGCAGCUGAUGUCUACUCUCCUUUCGUUGGGGAUUCUGAAAAAGUUGUGUCUGCGGUUUUUCGACAAGCAAGGCUUCGUGCACCGAGCGCCAUCUUCAUGGAUGACUUGGACACUCUAGUUGGCCGCAGAUCUGGCGAGCAUUCAGGGGCACAAGAACGCAUUCUCUCUGCACUAUUGUGUGAGAUUGAUGGGAUUGGUGCUGGAGUGCUUCAAAAUAGUGGAUGUGUUCAGGAAUGGCUAAACGUCGUCUUGGUAGCUACAACAUGCAAUCCUGAUGCAGUUGAUGAAGCUUUACUGAGACCUGGACGAUUUGACUUAAUUGUCUAUGUUCCACCACCAGAUGCUCAAGCUCGAGAACAGAUCCUGAAAGUCUGCACUGCGAAAAUGUCGCUAGGAGAUGUGAACUUGAUGUCCCUUGCAAAAAGAACUGAGUACUUCACUGCAGCCGACAUUGUACACCUUUGUCACAUGGCUGGCCUGCAAGCCAUGAGGGAACUUGGAUUUAAUGCACCUUGUGUAGAACACCACCAUUUUGAAGAAGCCCUUAGCAGCACAUUUCCAUCACUAUGCCCGCAGAAGAUUGAGGAGCUGCGGCAACAGUGCGCAAAGUUCUGCUUAGUUACAUAAUGAACCAGACCUGUUCAUAGCCAAAAGGAUACAGUCUGGCAAGAACUAUUGUGUCAAUGAGUGAUGUCCAAAAUCCGACAUAUAUGAUGUGUUUCCGGCUCCCGCAAUAACUUUUGAGAUCUGCAUGUUUAUCCAGAGGACGUCACCACUGGAGCAUGGAUUUGAAGACCACCUACACCAUGUAUUUUUGUGUGUUGACUGAAGGUACUUGUCCUUGCUUUUAAUGGACAGUUGUAACUAAUAUCUAAACAAGUUGCUCUGCGUUAGAUUUAAAGGGGCACUUAAAGCAAAUAUAAUGGACAAAUAGAAAGGUGCUUAAGACAAGUAGAAUGGACAGCAUGGGUGCCUGCCUGUAUUGUCCCUUCUCUGCCUUGACUAAAUUUGCACCCAACUUAGGUCAGAUGUGUACCAGAUUGCCAACCUACCUGCCCACCUAUCUGUAUGCUGUUAUUAAGCGUCCAAGUUAUCACUUUCGCCAAGAAUGUAACUGUCGUGACAAAAUGAUACAGGAUAGAAUUGGUGCCAUCAUUGUGAAAAUACAGUACCAGCUUGUAAGUUACAGUCGGCCACCAAUAAUGAAAAGUUAGUUACAUGGCAUUUUAGCAUGAAGCAAAAUGCAGUUGUGCCAAUUUUAUUGGGGUUUCCUUCAGAACCUGCCAGUGCUACCUCUACAUGCCACUCUGUUAACAUAGGCAUGGUGCCCUCUUUCUGCAGGUCUCUGAUUCAAGCUAGGCAGUAGUUCUUGGCAGAUCACGAGCUUCAAGAUUAUUAGUACUGCUACACAGAACAGUGCAUUCACUGUGGGUAAUUUGAAUUCUGGAAAAAUCCUGCUGCCUUUCCAGUCAUAAUUCACAACUUGGUUGGAACUAACAGUGUGGGGUCGCUAGAAAUGCAAUACAAUUAAACUUCAAUGAAGUUUAAUCUCGAUAUAAUGUAAUUCAGUAUAACGAAAUUCUCAAUAUAACAAAGUAUUUAACUUUUCAUAACCUCUUGUCCAUAGAACAUCAUGUAUUUAGAACCUCAAUAUAACGAAGUGCAUUUUUAUGCAAUUUCAAUAUAACAAAAUCUCACUGCUGUUGCAAAGGAAUGCCGAGACAAUAAAUGGAAACUUCCGUGGAUGCAGAUAGUCAGAUGAUUGAAUUACAAGCGGCCGUUUGCAAACAUACCUCUCAAAUCCCACGACAAGAGCGACCACCGAAGUGUAGCUGGAAAUUGCGCCCCGCACACUGUGUGCUUUAGGUGCGAGGGUGGGACAAGAAAGAUGGUGACUUCAUGAGUGCCGCCUUCCCACACGAGCAGAGGGCUCAUGGUAGCACAAGCGCGCGUGAGGGGGUGGGUGGGGGCAGAGUGGAGUGUAAGUUGGCACGCGUUUCGGCCGUGGCUGUGCAUGGCUGUAAGCGCAGCUGAGAGAAUACGCAGCUGCACACCCUUAUUUAGAGAAAAUAUGCAGCGAGUGCAAAGAGUGGGCAUGCCAAGACGGUGUGGCACCAUGUUAAACUAUCUUACCACAUGUUUAGUAUUCGAGGUUGCAGAAUAUAGAGUUAUGAUGACCCGCUGGAGUGAGGCAGGCAAAGCAUUUGCUCUCCGCUGCGGGUGCUUUUCCCGAUAGCGUCGUCCCGGUGUGGGUGACGCUAUCGGCCAUAGGGGCGGGGUGCACUGGCUUCGCUUAGUUCGUACCACCAAAAUGAUAUCAAUGUGCGUGGCAUGAAACCACAUCAUUCGUCGCCGGCUCCUAAAUUUAUCCAAAUAAAUUUUUUAUUUCAAAUGAGCUUUUUUAGAUUGCUCAAUAAUUCAGAAAAUUCUGCGGCCCCUUUCCGUGUAAGAAAAAUCGAUCGGUGACUGUACUUGUUUGCAUAAAAGGUUGAAUUUCAAUAGAACGAAAUUUCGAUAUAACAAAGCAAAUUGCCAAUUUUACCGACUUUGUUAUAUCGAUGUUUAACUGUGUAAUGAAUUCGAUAAAAUCGGCAAUUUGCUUUGUUAUAUCAAAUUUUUAUUAUAUUGAAAUUCGAUCUUCUGUGCAAAUAAGUACAGUCACCAAUCAAUUUUUAUUACACGGGAGGGGCCGCAAACUUUUCUGCAUUAUGGGGCGAUUGAAAAAAGCAAAUUUGAAUAAGAAAAAAAAAUUGAACUUUAGCCAGCAAUGAAAAAUACGGUCUCAUGCCGUGUCAACGAUAACUUCGCAUCGGUGGUACAAAGCAAAGCCGGCCAUGCAUUUGCAUCCAUUCCGCCCCCGCAGCUGAUAGUGUCGCCUGCAGUGGGACGACGCUAUCAUGAAAAGCACUGGGUUUAACUAUUUACCAUAUCGAGGUUUAACUGUUUAUUGAUACAGAUUGGCCCAAUGUUUGCUUUUAGUGUCCCUUUAAAACUUUACUGUAAUUGCAUCUUUCACUCAUAAUGGCCGAUAUAUAUGUGAUAUAAAAGAUAUGCACAUUGUUUUCAUGGAAUUUGAACUAGCCGAGUUUUAUAUCAAAAGGUUUAAUUUAUGCCUUGCAUAAAUAAACGAGUGUACAAAUUGUAAAAAAA